Molecule: messenger RNA, 2127 nt
Organism: Podospora pseudocomata
Lineage: Eukaryota; Fungi; Ascomycota; Sordariomycetes; Sordariales; Podosporaceae
Exons: 4
Coding region: 1-2127 (708 amino acids)
Source: RefSeq, a predicted model, not a curated record
AUGUCCAGCUGCCGGGUCCCGAAAUCCUGGCUGGAAAUCACCGUGCCGUGCCGUCAUGUGGAAGGGAAACUUGCCGAGCCCCACCAUAACCAACGUUGCUGCAUCCAAACACCAACAUCGACAAUAGUGGUAACGUUCUGUGGAGAUAUUUUGCUGAUCCUUUUAUGCGGCGUGGCACCUCAGGCCUCUGCGAUUCCUGUCGUGGUGUAUCACCAUUUACAGUCUCAUCCAUACGCACAACAGCCACCGGUCAACAACUCGGCUACCGCCACCGAGCCUAUUAAGACCUGGAGCAAUCUUCAAGUCUCUUUAAUACUUGACGAGCUAAUCAAAGCCUCACAUCCCACCAUCAAGCUGAAGAAAGGGAGGGUACACCAGGUACUGCUGUCUUCAGACAAAUACCACAGUGUAGAACACACAAGACGUGGGCUCUAUGUAAUAACAGUUCUCGUAACUAAUUCCAACGCCCGAGCUUUUUUGCAUGCUUGGGCAGAUCCAUCAAGUGAUGCAGCUCUAUCUGGGGAUAUUGCCGGCCACGCUCUUCAUCCAGCACCAAACUCCCCUGGAGCUUUCCGCCAAAUCCAGACAUGGCUCGAAACCUGUCUGAGAAGCCAUACAGAGUGCAACUCUGUGCCCUUGGCGGAUGCAGACACAUCAUCCACAACCCGCUUUCCCACCAGGCUGUUGGACGUCGAGACUAACAACACCCCCUUUGUCAGAGUGACGGAUCGUCAGAAUGCACUGGGACGAUACGCGGCGUUGAGCUACUGCUGGGGUCCAGCAGCCACACAACUUCGCACCCUCAAGUCGAACUUGGCUGAACACACCACCACGGGAAUAAACAUAUCCGCCAUGCCAGCCACCCUCCGCGAUGCCGUCAUCGCAACGAGGAAUCUCGGCCUCCGCUACCUCUGGAUUGACGCCCUUUGUAUCAUCCAAGAUGAUAGCCCCGACUGGCUGCGAGAGGCACCCCAAAUGGGCCUCAUCUACCAAAACGCCCACCUUACCAUUGCCGCGACGGGUUCUAGCUCGUCCACCGGCGGUUUGUUUCACCCUCGAGACACCACCACAAAUCAGUCCGUUAUUGAGCUCUCUUACCUACCACCGGGACGUACAAAGCCCCGAACAUUCUUCGUAGGACCACAUACCCCUUUCUUUGACAAAGUCGUCACCGCGAGCGUAUGGAACAGCAGGGGCUGGGUCCUCCAGGAACGAAAUCUGAGCCGGAGAAUUGUCCUGUUUUUUGUCGGACAGCUGUUCUUUGAGUGUAUCCGGCAUAGUGUUGCUGAGGAUGGUCUUGUCUUGUUAGCACAUCAAGAAAAACGUCUCGGCAGCAGCGCCUCCGUUUCCCACGGUCCCGCCUGGGCGUGGUGCGCCAUUGUUCAGAAUUACUCCGCGUGUGAUCUUACCUAUGGGGAGGAUAAGUUAUUUGCUGUUGAGGGUAUGAUUGCCAAUGUCAAGGCUAGGGAUCUGAGGAAUAGUAUUUCGUUUUGCGCAGGGGUGGCUGUUGGGGGUCCGGGGAGUGACAUGCUUGCGGUGAAUAUGAUGUGGCGUGCGGAUGGGAAUCGGGCGAUGGAGGAAGUGAAGUUGGGGGAAAAGACCAAGUGGACGCGGCGAGCACCUAGUUGGUCUUGGGCUUCGUUGGAAGGACCGGUGGCGUGGGAGCCGUUUGUUCCGGAGGGGAGGGUGGAAUGUUGUGUGGAGAUUGAAGGGGGUGUGCCGUCUGGAGUGAUGCCUGAUGAUCAAAUGGUUAGAGAGGCGAGGUUGUUAUUGAGGGGCCUGACUGUGGAGGUGGUGAGAUCUUCUGGUGAGAGGUUGGGGGAUGUGGGUUGUGAUAUCCAUGCUUAUGUGAUCGAUUUUGAGGAGCAUUCUGCGUGCUAUGCUCUGUUGGGGGGUGAUGUCGAGGAGGUUCUUGGUUGGGGGGUGUUCGAUCGAGGGGAUAGGGUUGCUGGCCCUUUUAUGGCGGUUGUUGUGUCCCGGAAUGUGGACGAAGAGGAUGAGCAGAAGCAGUCUCUGAAUGUGCUGUUGGUUAAGCAAAAUUCUGCUGAGCUUGGGGAUCUAUACGUCCGGGUUGGCAUGGGCGAGUUAACAAAGUUUGUGAUUGUAAGUUUAAAGAGAGGGAGCUGA